This is a messenger RNA of Cucurbitaria berberidis CBS 394.84, 1866 nucleotides long. RefSeq names its product GMC oxidoreductase. The transcript has 2 exons. Gene Ontology annotation, biological process: secondary metabolite biosynthetic process. Gene Ontology annotation, molecular function: flavin adenine dinucleotide binding; oxidoreductase activity, acting on CH-OH group of donors. Lineage: Eukaryota; Fungi; Ascomycota; Dothideomycetes; Pleosporales; Cucurbitariaceae. The coding region runs from base 1 to 1866 and encodes 621 amino acids. The record is from RefSeq and is a predicted model, not a curated record.
AUGUCCUGGCCCCCAACACAUCCUUCUCGAGGGCGGACCAGCGUUCUCCUCACCUCGCUCCUCUGGUCUGCGUCUCUUUUCGCACCAGCAUUCUCAUCCCCGACAGAUCCAAUUUCCGGCCAACACCUCCUCGGUUCUUCCUUUGGCAUACCAGGUCUCAACGCAAGCUUCGACUACGUCAUCGUGGGCGGAGGAACAGCAGGCCUCGCUGUAGCUAACCGUCUCUCAGCGUCCGGCGAACACAGCGUCGCAGUCAUCGAAGCAGGCGGCUUCUAUGAGCUGGAAAAUGGAAACAACUCGCAGAUCCCGCGUUACGUCUGGGCUGGAGCAGGUCUGGGCUUCGAAGACGUCAAUCCGCUGGUCGACUGGGAGUUUGAAACUGAGCCGGAGGAAGGCAUUGGCGGAAAGAAGAUCCACUACACAAGGGGAAGGACGCUGGGUGGUAGUUCGGCGAGGAAUCACAUGAUCUAUCACCGCGCGACAAAGGGGAGUUAUAAGCUGUGGGCGGAGAACGUGGGCGAUGCGAGUUUUGAGUGGGAGAACUUCUCAAAGUACUAUGACAGGUCGACGACGUUCCAUUCUGCAGAUGCGAGCAAGCGAUGGGCGAACUCGACGCCUCCGCACGAUCCUGCGGGCGAACGAGCAAAGUCCGGUCCAGUGCAGAUUUCGUACGCCAAUUAUGUUUUGCCCUUUACGAGUUGGGCGCUGAAGGCAGCCAAGGCAGUGGGCAUGAAGCCUCUUCCUGGAUAUCUCGACGGAGACCUGAUCGGUUCUGGAUGGUCGUUGCGAACUACUGACCCAAAGACCAUGGUGCGAGACUCGUCUGAAACGGCGUAUCUUAGACCGGCUUUGAAGCGACCAAACUUGAUUAUUUAUAAAUCAACAACGGCGUUGAAUAUUGUUUUCAACGGCACAGAAGCCACUGGAGUUUCUUGCAGUACGCUUGGCAAGAAAUUUGGGCUCACUGCGCGGAAAGAAGUCAUUGUCAGUGCUGGAGCAGUUCAAAGCCCGCAGCUGCUCAUGGUGAGUGGCAUUGGCCCACGACAGACGCUAGAGAAGUUCAGUAUCCCAGUCCUAGUCGAUGCACCGGGAGUAGGACUGGGUCUGGAGGAUCAUCCAAGCAUGGGAGUAACGUAUAAAGUCCGAGUAACUAGCUCAACGGUCCUCAACACGCCGGCGAAGAACCAAGCGGCAACCGAGGAGUUCAUUCGUAAUGGCGCAGGCCCUUUGGCUAGCACGGGCGGCGACGUCCUAGGCUGGGAGAAAGUCCCCCGCCGCCUCGUAUCCAACAGCACCGCAGCAGCCCUGAACAAGGCGCCGUCCGACUGGCCUGAUUUGGAAUACCUCACCCAAUCAUCCUACCCUGGAAUUCCGCCCGAUCAGGAUGACUACGCGGGCAUCACUGCCGUCUUGGUGAAUACUUUUUCAAGAGGCACGAUAUCCAUAUCCUCUGCAUCCAUGCUCGACCCGCCCGUCCUCCACAUCGCAUUCCUGACCGAUCCGCGGGACCAAGAAGUCGCUGUCGCAGCCAUCAAACGAGCAAGAGAGAUCUUUGCCGAUCCGUCUCUUGCACCCGUCGUCGUUGGUGCGGAAGUCGUGCCUGGGAACGGGACGGUGACAGAUGCGCAGAUCCUGGCUUAUAUCCAGAAGAACUCGCGGACGAUAUCGCAUGUUAGCUGUACAUGUAAGAUGGGCAAACGAGAAGACAAGCUGGCUGUGGUGGAUUCCGAAGGAAAAGUGUUCGGUGUCAAGAAGCUACGGGUUGUAGAUUUGAGCGCUGUGCCGUUCUUGCCGCCUGGGCAUCCUGUGGCCACUGUGUACGCGUUAGCAGAGAAGGCUGCUGAGAAGAUCCUGCAGGGUAAAUAG